CAGACGCUUCCCAUCUAAAAUCAGCCGACACGUGGCACAACACAAGGAUUUUCCUUGCCCCUUUUAUGCUAACCCCAAAUCAAAUGCUUAAACACCCCUCCAUUCUUCCAUCUCUUCCAAUCAACACAAUUCUCUCUCAAAUCCCCUCAUUCCCACUCUCCCCACCACGAAAAGCGAUUUCGAAAUUCCAAGUUACAGAUAGAUGGAGCAGGCCGCAACUUCCACCAGCUCUCUGCUGGCUUCUCCAACAGAGGAUGAAAUCGCCGUCGCCGAUAUCCUGCUCAAUCUCAAGACCACGAUGCUGCCGCUAUCUGAAUCGCUGCCUAAUUGCAAGUGGGGCCUCCGGAGGAAGAGAUCUUGCCUUGUGUCGCCGCCCUCAAUUAGCGCUUCAUCAAACAGAAUUGAAGACAGAAAAGCUCCAAUCAAAGCCGAGGAGGCUCGCACCACCGGCAGCCCCGACACGCCGCUCAUCUUCUCUCACAGUGAGUCCGAUGACAAACCCAAGCAUUCCUCCAAGAAAACAUCCAAGAGCAAGUCAAAGGCGAGGGAGGAUUACUUGGAUUUGAUAGAUGAAGAAACAAAGCGGAAGAAGCUGCUCACAGGGGAGAUUGCAAAAGUGAGGAAAUACUACAACGAGCUCAAGGAAACCAACCGCCGUCUCAAAGCAAUGAAACAGGAGGCGAUGGCCAAGUGUGGAUCGGUGAAAAGCGGGGAGCCACGUGGAUUCGAUCUGAACCUUCCAGCUGAAGAAGAAUCAGGCGGCGUGGUGAUAUAUUGGCCGUUGGAUGAUGCUGCUGAUAAACGGGCCAGAUCUGCCGAAGCGAGGAGGAAGAGAAUACGAAUAAUCAAGACCAAGUCGACUAGGAAAUAGUAACACGUGGUGAAUAACUAAAUUAAAUCAAUUUAUUCUUUUUGUGAGUAAUGUUUUUGGGGCUAUAUUUUUGUACCAUAUUCUAUCAAAUCUUUCAAGAUUUUGGGAAAUCGCAAAAUCGCGCAUAGUAUAUUUACUUAUUAUUA
Molecule: messenger RNA, 1017 nt
Organism: Salvia splendens (bonfire salvia)
Lineage: Eukaryota; Viridiplantae; Streptophyta; Magnoliopsida; Lamiales; Lamiaceae
Exons: 3
Coding region: 203-871 (222 amino acids)
Source: RefSeq, a predicted model, not a curated record